Messenger RNA from Symbiodinium sp. CCMP2592, 1113 nucleotides. Lineage: Eukaryota; Dinophyceae; Suessiales; Symbiodiniaceae. The record is from the annotation of a GenBank genome assembly.
AUGGAGCUGGAGAUGUUUCCAGGCGUCUACGGGCAUGCGUUCCGACAUCUUCUGCCAGAUGUCGACGCUUUGGAGGAGGCCAUGGGCUGCCACAUCUUCCGCGGCUGGCCCGUCUGUGAGGUGGAGGAUGUGGUGCGCAUGCGGCCCGAUUUGGCAUCUUUGCCAGAUUGGAAGGCCUGGGAAACCUACAUUUCCUGGCACAGAUGUUGGAUCUCAGAUCGAGCGAGCAAUUACAUCGACUUCUACAACCGUCACCUCAAACUGGGCGAGGUUGCUGCCUGUUUGAGCCACUUCCGGCUCUGGCAGAAAGCCCUGCGAUGUGACCUCGACGUGUGCAUCGUUUUCGAGGAUGAUGCAAGGCCUACCGAGGAAGGGCUCCGGCGCUUCCAAGAAGAGGUCGACUGCCUGACAAGAUUGGGCGUGUCCUGGGAUCUGGUCUACUUGCAUUCUUCACUCUACUCCAAGGGAGAGGAGCCGAAGCUUGAAGGAUGCAACCUCCUCUUUGCAGGGCAUCGGAAGUGGGCAGGUGCUUAUGCCCUGUCCCGACGCGGUCUUGAGAAAUUGACGAGCAGCGGGUAUGAGAAUUGCAUCUUCCCUGUGGAUGACUUCCUUCCCGCAUUGCACUCGUUCCAUCCGCGACCGGACGUGCGCGAUCUUCCUUGCGUCCAGGGCCUGUCUUCGGACUUCAUUGCGCUGACCUUCCCAGACGGAAGUGGCGUGGUGCAGGUGGCAGACAGAGGCUCCGUGAGCAAGUACUCCGCCGUCAUUUUGGGAGAUCUCGGCGCGCUGCUGGGAGAUUCGGAUGACGACCAAAAGGCGGAGCAUCCUCGAAGCCUGCACGAGGAAGCCUUCUUUGCUGUCGACAUUGAGACCGCGGCAGCUGCCCUGAGCCGGCAUGGUUUCUCCGUGCUGCAGCUGCCACAGGCGACAGAUUGCUUUCAAGCCGCAGAGGAUGUUUGGCGCGACUUCUUCGCUGCUCCCGGAGAAAAGUACUGCGGCCUUCGACAAGGCUCACCUGGGCUUAUGUUGCCGCUGGCGGAUGCUGGUUACACCUUGCAAAGUGCUCGGCAACACUUCCAUCUGGUCAUGGGCGCUGCAGACUACCAGGCCUGA